This is a messenger RNA of Dioscorea cayenensis subsp. rotundata (Guinea yam), 480 nucleotides long. Its product is annotated as protein ALP1-like. The transcript is spliced from 2 exons. The record is from RefSeq and is a predicted model, not a curated record. NCBI's taxonomy places the organism in Eukaryota, Viridiplantae, Streptophyta, Magnoliopsida, Dioscoreales, Dioscoreaceae. Bases 1 to 480 code for a protein of 159 amino acids.
AUGCAAUUUAUAUAUGUCUUAUCUGGCUGGGAGGGUUCAGCUCAUGAUGGCCGAGUUCUUAGGGAUGCAAUAACAAAGCACAAUGGAUUAAUGGUUCCAAAUGGAUUUUACUAUUUGGUGGAUGCUGGAUAUGCAAAUUGCCCUGGAUUUCUUGCGCCUUUUCGAGGACAACGGUAUCAUUUGAGUUCUUGGGAUGAUGGACGCCAACCACGUACACCUCAAGAGUUCUUUAAUAUGAAACAUGCAAGUGCUAGGAAUGUAAUUGAGAGGACCUUUGGUCUUCUAAAAAUUCGCUGGAAAAUUCUAUCAAGCCCAAGUUUUUAUAAUAUAGCAACCCAGCGACGUAUCAUUAAUGCAUAUUGCUUAUUGCAUAACUUUAUUAGAAAAGAGAUGACUGAAGAUCCUGCAGAAAAUGAACUUGAGCUUCUGCAUUCGGAGGAGGACAUGCAAGAUGAUCACGAGAAUAUUACGAGUUGUUGA